Molecule: messenger RNA, 2043 nt
Organism: Copidosoma floridanum
Lineage: Eukaryota; Metazoa; Arthropoda; Insecta; Hymenoptera; Encyrtidae
Gene: Dnz1
Product: DNZDHHC/NEW1 zinc finger protein 11
Molecular function (GO): palmitoyltransferase activity
Source: RefSeq, a predicted model, not a curated record
UUUUACAUGUAAGUAUACAAGUACUUAUCACUGCUGUAUAACUUGUGUAUUGAUAUUUUUCAAGUGCGUGUCAUAGCUCACCUAGCGUCAUUUGUAUCAUAAGGAGCUGGAGUUUAUACAGGUAUACAUUGUAGGUAGGAACUAAUAAAUAUACAAUCAGCUGACGGAGCAGUUCGCGAACGUUACAUUGUUAUCAGCACGCAGUAGUUUUGGAGUACAGACUUGUGCGUAUGUGUGUAUAAACUGUAUGAUAUGUAGCACGGCAAAGUAAUAUCAGCAACAGCGGACGUCGGUGCCAAUCUGGACAUAUACAUCUACAAAUACCUAAUUAAUGAAACACAAUAAUAUGCGUAACGGAGGAAUUGUGGCCGAGGCCAAGGAGCAAUGUUCGUAAGGGAUCCCUGUGGCAUUCUCUGCAUAAUCGUCACUUAUCUUGCCGUCUUUUACGCCGACUAUGUCGUCGUCAAGUGGAUCGUACUUUACACCAUGCAGGAGAGCCUCUGGUGUCCAUUGCACGUGAUCGCAUUCAACACAGUGGUUUUGCUGCUGAUGAUGUCGCACUUGAAGGCCGUGUGCACCGAUCCAGGAGUCGUGCCCUUGCCACAAUCGAGGAUGGACUUCUCGGACAUUCACACGGGCUCGGGCAGCGAGGACUGCGACGAGAGAGACGACUGGACUGUCUGCAGCAGGUGCGAGACUUAUAGGCCACCUAGGGCCCAUCACUGCAGAAUUUGCAAGAGGUGCAUUAAAAAGAUGGAUCACCACUGUCCGUGGAUCAACAACUGCGUCGGGGAGAGGAAUCAAAAGUACUUCAUACAAUUUUUGGUCUACGUAGGUGUGUUGGCCAUGUAUGCUGUGGCUUUGCUCAUUUCAGCUUGGGCUUAUGAUUGUCCACAGUGCAGCAACGACAUGGCCAUCAAACAAACUCGCAUUUUACACUGUGUGAUACUAGGAUUAGAGUCGGUCAUGUUUGGCACGUUUGUUAUCGCCAUUUUAGUCUAUCAGUUCCAGGCGAUACUCGACGACGAGACCACGAUCGAGCGUCUCCAAACCAGCAGUCAUCGCAGGAAUACAAAAACUUUUGCUUUGCUCUCGCAAGUAUGCGGCAAGAGCCAUCCGAUUUUCUGGCUAUUACCCUGUCACAAUCCUCCGCGAUAUUCAUACAGACGUGAUUUCCUCGUGGACCACGAAGUUUGAGCCAAAUCUUCCUUUUUCUUGUCCAUGGGAGUGUAUCUCUCUUAGGAAGAAUAUCAACGAUUUAUUUUUCUACUUUAAGACGUUUUUAUUUUUGUACUCGAUUUUCCAGACGAAUUUAAUUACCCAAAGCGAGUAGUUGAUUGAACCUUUCGUCACAGUAUAUAGUUAGACGAAAAUAUAUCAGACAUGUACAAAAUCACUAGUACGAUGAGCAACCAUCUAUAGAUAAAAUUUUUAUACCAUAAUCCUAAGGUUCUUUGGAGGAAGUUUAAGCAAUUUUAAUUAUAUAUUAUUGCUUUAUAGUAAUAAAAGAAAUCGUAGGCUUAUAAGUGUAUCAAGGGUACUUUUUUACUUUGCAGUAUUUAUUUCAUGUUUAAUGGUAAUAGAGUUGACUUGACUUUUGCAGAAACAAUCGUUUUUUGCAUUAACAAUGUAAAUUAAAAUAUUUUUUUUUACAAACUCGAAUCGAGGUACCACUAUUUAGGAAAAAAAUAGUUUGUAAUGUAAGUCUCUAGAAUCAUUAGAGGACUCAAAUACUCCGACGUGGUUCUUUUUAAUUGGUACUACGUAUGUCAUCUUUAAAUCAUAACGGUAUAAGUAUCUUUAGGAGUCACAUUUUUGGUAUUUGGAGUUGAAUAAAUUCUCGGGAAAAGACUGCUGAUAAAAGCUAAUAAUCUUAAUCGACAUAAGAUGUGAGAGAUUCUUUAUAAGGAGAAAUAUUUAUUUUGUGCAUAUUUUAAGUUCUCAACUGACAUAUUUUAUAAUUACAUUGGUUCGUGAAUUAGUAUACACCAAAGUAAUAAUUUUAACAAUGAUGUAUGUGAAAUAUACUUAAUUUUUAAAAAU